AAAGAAAGCUCCAAGAAUCUGUCGACUUUCUGAGAAUCCAAAGGUCAGAAGAUCGCCAUGGCAGUCACAACAUUCAACACAUUGAGACUUGUAUCGUCUUCUCUAGAUUCGAUUCCUUCAAUCUCUUUUUCUACUUCUUAUUCGUUAUCUCUGAUCAGCGUCGGUGGCAUCACAUGUUCUGAUGUCAAAAGAUGUCUAAAGCACACAUGUUCUGUCCGAGCCAUGUCUUCUUCUUCAGCUGCUUCGUCUUCUUCCUUCGGAUCAAGAAUGGAGGAGAGCGUGAAGAAAACGGUGACUGAGAACGUUGUCGUUGUUUACUCCAAAACAUGGUGCUCAUACUGUAUUGAAGUGAAGACAUUGUUCAAGAGACUUGGAGUUCAGCCAUUGGUGAUCGAAUUGAAUGAACUUGGUCCACAAGGGCCACAACUACAGAAGGUACUGGAAAGACUUACUGGACAACGCACUGUUCCUAAUGUGUUCGUUGGAGGCAAGCACAUUGGUGGCUGCACAGAUACAGUGAAGCUGAAGAGGAAAGGAGAUCUGGCAUUGAUGUUAGCUGAAGCCAACGGUAAAACCGAUCAGAUUUUAAGGAAAUGAUGAAACUGGUUUGGAGAUUUUGCAUGUGGAUUCUUGGAUGAGUUUUAACUACUUUCUCUCUCUCUCCUAUGUAAACAUUGAACAUCAUUCAAAUAAUACAUAUAAUAAGUAACAUAUACUGUCAUGCAGUAUUUGUUGAUCCACUUCUUUGUU
Molecule: messenger RNA, 750 nt
Organism: Brassica rapa (field mustard)
Lineage: Eukaryota; Viridiplantae; Streptophyta; Magnoliopsida; Brassicales; Brassicaceae
Product: glutaredoxin-C5, chloroplastic
Biological process (GO): cellular response to oxidative stress
Cellular component (GO): cytoplasm
Molecular function (GO): glutathione disulfide oxidoreductase activity
Source: RefSeq, a predicted model, not a curated record